AUGGCCACACGACGAAUGACAAGAACUUCAAGUAAUGCAGGACUUUCCCUCAGGUCAGGCAGGAACCAAAAUACAACAAAAGUAUGUGGUGUAACUAAAUUUAUAAAUCCUCCAGUUAAAAGAACAAGAUCUAAAACUGACAUUAAUCCAGAACCUCAACAGAAAAGAAGAGCAGUUUUUGGGGACAUAACAAACAAAAACAAGGAAGCUACCAAGCCUCUAAAAAAAUUGUCAAAAGAAACAAAACCCACUUCUACUCUGACAAAGAAUGCUAAAGUGACCCGAUCUACCAGCAAACCUAAAACUACUGCAUCAGCUGUUUGUGCCCCUGUCUCCACCAACACUGUUUCAGCACCUGUCCAAGAUGAACCUCUCAUCAUUGAAUUAACACAGGCUUUGGAUUUGACUGAAAAAAACAAAUCACCACCUAAAGAAAAAGCUGAAAAACCUACUGAAAAUCUUGAGCCAGAAAAGAAGCCUGAAGAGGAUAUUGAUUUUGAUGCCUUUGAUAAGGAACAUGCUGAUCAACCAUUUUGGGAAGCAGAAUAUGCCAAAGACAUCUUCAAAUAUUACAAAGAACAAGAACCUCGUUUUGAUGUCCCAGAUUAUAUGAGCAAUGUGCAGACGGAUGUCACACCAGAAAUGCGUGCUAUUCUCAUGGAUUGGUUAGUGGAAGUCCAAACUAACUUUGAACUCCAUCAUGAAACCCUCUACCUGGCUGCCAAGUUGGUUGAUAUUUACCUUUCCAAAAUUCGUAUUAGAAGAACAAUCCUACAACUUGUUGGCACAGCUGCUUUGUUUAUUGCCUGCAAAUAUGAUGAACGCAUACUCCCACCCUGUGAAGACUUCUUGUAUGUCUGUGAUAAUGCGUACUCGAUGGAAAAACUGUUUGAUAUGGAAAGGAAAUUGUUUGUUGCUGUUGGCUUCCAUCUUGGUAUUCCACUCUCUUACAGAUUUUUACGCCGCUACUGCAAAGUUGCAGGCAUAAGCACAAAAACAAUGACUCUUGCCAGAUAUAUUCUAGAGUUAACACUCUUGGAAUAUCCAUUCUGCUACCAACGAGAAUCUCUCAAGGCUGCUGGGUGUCUUUGGCUUGCAUUGAAAAUGGAAAAUAUGGAAUGGAAUGCAAUGCUUACCCACCAUUCUGGCUACACAAACGAAGAGGCAAAAGAAAUGGCCAAAAAACUCAACCAAAUGUUAUUGACACCACACUUUAAUCCGGCCAACGAAAUCUACAACAAAUAUUCACACGAAGUGUUCCUAUCUGUAGCGCACAUCCCCAAGUUAUCAAUGGACCAAUUGGAAGGAUGA
Molecule: messenger RNA, 1311 nt
Organism: Acanthosepion pharaonis
Lineage: Eukaryota; Metazoa; Mollusca; Cephalopoda; Sepiida; Sepiidae
Source: the annotation of a GenBank genome assembly